Anopheles coustani is the source of this 1233-nucleotide messenger RNA. Its product is annotated as venom serine protease-like. Gene Ontology annotation, molecular function: serine-type endopeptidase activity. Lineage: Eukaryota; Metazoa; Arthropoda; Insecta; Diptera; Culicidae. Gene Ontology annotation, biological process: proteolysis. The transcript has 5 exons. The coding region runs from base 1 to 1233 and encodes 410 amino acids. The record is from RefSeq and is a predicted model, not a curated record.
AUGUGUCACAAAUUUUCCGGUCAAUCGUUCAACAACAACCGAAGCACCCUCAGAGGCACGGUUGUGUUGCUUGUUUGCACUACACUUACCCCGGCACUGAUUGUCCAAGCUCAGUACGGCGGCUGUGACUACUCAAUCGAUGUUGCUAGUGGUCAGACGUACUCAAUCUACUCACCCUACUACAGUGGCUUUUACCCGGCGUAUACCCAAUGCCGUUGGACUUUGAACACGACUCCGGGAUCUCGUAUUGCCCUGUAUUGCAGUGACAUUUCACUUCCCACGAGUACCGGCUGUAGCACUGAUAAACUGAUUAUCUCCACGGGUGGACAAAGUAAUCUCAGCGAUGGAAACACCUAUUGCGGUGCCGGUGUUCUCAACACGGAAUCAUCAUCCAACAAGAUGGUGGUCGCCUUGCAAGUCCCCGGCGCAACAUACGGCGGACGCUUCUACUGUACGGCCACAAAAAUCGAUUGCCAGUGUGGCAUGCGUAAGAAGAAAAAGAUCGUUAAUGGAGAGGAAACGUUGGUUAACGAGUUCCCCAUGAUGGCCGCCCUCGUCGAUGGCUCGAGUGGAGAGGGCAUAUUUUGUGGUGCUACGAUCGUUACGAACUAUCACGCCAUUACGGCAGCGCACUGUUUCAUGGCACGAUCGAUCGGAAGUCUAGCCUUGCUGGUGGGUGAACACGACAUCACCACCGGUACAGAUUCUCCCUACACGGCCCUGCUGCUGCUUGCGUCGGUGAAGAUCCACGAGAGCUACAACCCAACGGCCAGAACCAACGACAUUGCGAUCGUUCGAACACGCACCGAAAUCAUCUUCAACGCCGGUGUCGGCCCAGCCUGUCUGCCGUUGAAAUUUGCCGGAGCCUCAUUCGUCGGCAUUACGCUGGAAGCCGUGGGAUGGGGAACUCUGGACUAUGGUGCCCCCAAAUCGAACGUUCCGAUGAAGGUCGGGUUGGGUGUGGUUGCCCCAGCACAGUGUACUGCCGUUUACCCCAAUUUCUCGACCACACAGCAGCUGUGUGUACUCACCGCUAGCAAGGACACCUGCCAGAGCGACUCGGGAGGCCCACUGUUCUACACAGAUGCGUACAACCAGCGUGUCUAUCUGCUCGGUACGAUCGGGUAUGGAAUCGCGUGCGCCGCCGGUAACCCCAGCGUCAAUACCAACGUUCUCAACUACAUGCAGUGGAUCAUGAACAACACAAGCGAAUGGAACUACUGUUAUCAAUAA